Messenger RNA from Drosophila yakuba, 1804 nucleotides. Its product is annotated as protein kinase 4-like. The transcript is spliced from 2 exons. Bases 248 to 481 code for a protein of 77 amino acids. NCBI's taxonomy places the organism in Eukaryota, Metazoa, Arthropoda, Insecta, Diptera, Drosophilidae. The record is from RefSeq and is a predicted model, not a curated record.
GUUGGUUCCUUGGUGAAAUUUUUAUAUCCGAAUUUAAAAAAUGAUUAAUUGUGAAUAAUUAUCUCUAUUAUUAUUUAUUCAUCAAGUUACGUUUGCCCCUAGCAUUGGGGCAUACUCAUGGGCCUCCCUUUUUUUUCCGUGUGGGAGACCCAUCCUUCGUCCUUUUGGUGUCACACGCACACAUACAGUGCCGCUUGGAAAUCCACAGCGAGUACAGCAGACUUAAUAUCUAAAGCAAUUUACAGUUAUGAAAAUAAGAGACACAUCCGCAAAACGACAAGCACAGUGCGGCACCGCACGGCACCAGCAACAGCAACGGCAACAGCAACAGCCACAGCAACAAAACCAACAGCAACAAGGAGCCGCGCAAAGGACGAAGGACGAGGGAGGGCAAGAAACUUCUGCUAACGAAAGAGAAACGGCCCAAGCCGAAGGACGCUCCACUGGCAGGGAUGGGCAACUGAGUGUGAUAAUGCGCUAAGUGCAGAGUGUAGAGUAUGUACGAGUAUACGAGAUCCACGCCAUCAAUGGACCAAUUAAAAUGAGUGCCCGACGCUCUGGUGUUGGUGGUGAGCAUCUUAAAACUAAUUAAAACGAAAAACGGCAUAACAAGCUGCUCAUUAAGCAUCCGAGUUCCCUUCGCCACCCCAAUCUGUGGUUAAUUAUAGAAGGGAGAAGACGAGCCUUGCUAACGAGCGGCGAAGUAAAGCCAGUCGAUAUACAUAUGUAUGUAUGUAUAGGAGCAGUAGCUAACACCCAACUUUCCAGCGUCGGAGUUCAUUAAGCAGCGCCCGGCGUCCAUUUAACGAUGUCACUUAUACGCCCCAUUGUCCCCUCGACCAAAAAGGAAACAGGAGUAAAAUCCCCAGAGCCGAGUGGCCUAUCCCCCCAUCCCACCAUCCACCCAUCGACCACCCAACCCGCCCCAUUGAAGGCCACUGCUGGGAUGCGUAUAAACCGCAAAUUGGAUGCGAUAUUAAAUCGUCUGUGCCAAAGCGCAUAUAAAUUUUUGUUCAAUUUUAAAGAAUUUUCCGAGAGCGAGCAAGCGCAGAAGAAAGAGAGGAAAAAGCCCGAGAAAAGAGAGAGUGAGAGAGCUACCAAUGCGGCUGUCCCCCUCGAACACAUUGAGUUUUACAUAGGAAGUGUCAAGGAGGAAAGCCACAAGGAUGAUUUUUUCGUUCUAAUCAUGAAAGAGAAAGAAUAAAUAAACCAACUAAUUAGCAACAUAAUUACGGCCACGAAAAUAUUCAAAAAUUCAAUUAAGCUGAAGAAAGCGCAAAGCAUUCAUGCAUAAAUGACUAAGAACAAACCAGGCAUGCCGAAAGCAAAGCAAAGCAAACUCAGCACACAACUGGCAAAAAUAUGAAAUAGGAAAAAAUAAAAUACAACAAAUAAAAGUAAGAACUGAGAGAAAUGUGCAAAAAGUUGAGAUCCAUUUCGAAAGCACCCAACCGCAUAAACAAACAAAUUUUGCGCUAAAUAAUUUGACAAUUACUCACAUCCUCGAGAGGCGAAGGCAGCAUGGAUGGCUGCCCAGCUGGCUAGCUGGCUAGCUGUAUGGCUCCAUGGCUGGCCUUUGUUUCCAUCGGGUGGCUAUUACAGUUGAGUGAAGAACUAUGUAAAACAGGACUCCUGAAUCCUCUCCUCUCCUUUCCUCUCGCGCUCGCAUCCUGCCGCUCUGUGGCUUAGACUUGCGACAGACCAUUACAUUUGCUAACGAGUGGAAGGCAAAUUAAAUCAUUAGAUGCUAGUAGAGAUUAGAGCCACGGCGGGGAGGAGCCAAUCCACUCAAAGAACCACUCAG